This is a messenger RNA of Crotalus tigris (Tiger rattlesnake), 9402 nucleotides long. RefSeq names its product E3 ubiquitin-protein ligase SH3RF3-like. The record is from RefSeq and is a predicted model, not a curated record. The transcript has 9 exons. Gene Ontology annotation, molecular function: protein binding. Lineage: Eukaryota; Metazoa; Chordata; Lepidosauria; Squamata; Viperidae. The annotation marks the transcript as partial.
UACAUAGUAUUUUUCCUUUUUUUGUUGCAGAACCCCACUCAGCUUCCCUAUGGAAAAGCUCUUUAUGCCUACGAAGGGAAAGAACCUGGUGACCUCAAAUUUAACAAAGGGGACCUUAUUAUAUUGCGCCGAAAAGUAGAUGAGAAUUGGUAUCAUGGGGAACUGAAUGGAAAUCAUGGCUUUUUCCCAGCAAGCUACAUCCAGUGUAUCAAGCCUCUUCCACCCGCUCCUCCACAAGGCAAAGCACUUUAUGACUUUGAAAUAAAGGACAAAGAUCAAGACAAAGACUGUUUGACUUUUACCAAGGAUGAAAUUUUGACUGUCAUCCGAAGAGUAGAUGAUAAUUGGGCGGAAGGAAUGCUGGGUGAUAAAAUUGGAAUAUUCCCUAUUCUGUAUGUGGAGCUCAAUGAAUCAGCUAAGCAGCUUAUUGAGAUGGACAAGACCAAUGUAGCUGCUGCAUCUGGCAGUGAUGUCCCUUUGCCAGUUGACACUAACCUGGCAGUAAGCACAGUCCAGUGCUGUACACUGAACAGUGCUGGAGCAGUCAGUGCCAUUCAACGACAUAUUGAUGGCAAGAAGAAUGCCAAGAAGCGCCACUCCUUCACUGCUCUCAGUAUGACUCACAAGUCGUCCCAGGCCUUGAAUAAUAGGCAUUCCAUGGAGAUUAGUGCUCCUGUCCUGAUAAGUUCAAGUGACCCCCGUGCUGCAGCCAGAAUUGGAGAUGUGGCUCAUCUCUCCACCAGUGCACCAGUCCAGGAUUCUACUUUAGCUGGAUCCGCAACUAUGGCUGGACCCAGAACCAGUGCAAUUGUGGGAGAUCAAGGAACGCCACCAAAGGUCCAACUACCACUCAAUAUAUAUUUGGCAUUAUAUGCCUACAAACCUCAGAAGACAGAUGAACUAGAACUACGUAAGGGUGAAAUGUAUCGUGUUAUCGAGAAGUGUCAGGAUGGCUGGUUCAAAGGGACAUCCUUGAGAAAUGGCAUGUGUGGUGUCUUUCCAGGCAAUUAUGUCACUCCUGUCUCCAGGGUUCCUGCAGCAACUAACCAGUCCAGGAAUUUAACAGGAGGCUCUCCAACAGCAAAAGGCUCCCCUCGAGAUGCUGCACCAGGAGCCCCAGCUCUUACCAGUUUUGUUCCUGUUACCAGACCAGCGGUUCCAAUCACAACUCCUCCCUCUCAGACCCAGCUGCCAGCAGGCUCCCCACAGAUGAAUAACUGUUUGAGAUACUCUUCUCAGCACACAGUUACCCAGACUCGCAGUGCUGUGCAAAUGGUUGUGCACAACUCUGUGCAGGCCCAGGAUCGGCCCACAGCCACAGUCUCACCACUGAGAAGUCAGAAUUCUCCAUCUCGCCUCCCAGCAACUGUGAUCAGAUCACACUCAGUGGCUUCUCCACAACAUAUCCACCACUCUCCUGUGCAUAUCAUCCCUGGAGCACAAUGUGCCAGACCUAUUAUUCCUCUCACUUCAGCAGCAGCAGCAAUUACUCCUCCCAAUGUCACUGCAGUCAAUCUGAAUGGAGAAGCUGGAAAUGGGCCCAUUACUGGCUUGGUAACUUGUAGCCCAACCAACACAGCUUGCAAAACAGAAGAAAGGAAAAAUGAAAAGAAAGAAAAGAAAAGCGGACUCUUGAAACUUCUAGCAGGAGCCUCCACGAAAAAGAAAUCCCGCUCUCCUCCCUCCAUGUCGCCAACCCACGACCCCUUGGCAAUAGUGGAAGGUAUGCUGCAGGGCGCAAUGGGACCUGAACUGUCCUCUCUCUCUAGCCAUGGGAGGGCAGGAUCUUGCCCUAUCGAGAGUGAAAUGCAAGGCGCAAUGGAGAUGGAGCCUCUGCACAGAAAGACGGGAUCUUUGGAUCUGAAUUUUUCUAUUCCUUCUCCCAUAAGGCAACUGCCACCUUCAAUGGCAACCAGCCACUCAGAAGCUAAGCCGUUGAAUCGAGAAAGAUAUCGUGUCGUAGUCCCGUAUCCCCCGCAGAGUGAAGCUGAGAUUGAACUGAAGGAGGGUGACAUUGUGUUCGUCCACAAGAAAAGGGAAGAUGGUUGGUAUAAAGGGACGUUACAGCGGAAUGGCAGGUCAGGCCUCUUCCCCGGCAGCUUCGUGGAGAGCUUUUGAAGGCUUGGGUUGUGGACCUGAGGGACCUCCUGGAGGAAAUGCUGGAGCACAAAACCAUAUAAAGCAGCAACAAAGGGAAAGUGCCAUAAUGGGAGAGAGCCAUGAUUAUGAUUCCCAAAGGCUCUUUGAUUGGAAACAAGGGGUCUUGCAGCGCUUUCAAAUUGUACAUACAGCAGUAUGUUGGAGUCGUGCCUUCUACAUGGAACAGAUCAGAGAUGGAGAGGACACAUGUUAAAAUCCAGCCAGUAUAUUUCAUGUAAAUGAUAGAGGAAUUAUGUUUGGGGGAAAAAAGAAAAGUGUUCUAUUGCUAUAAUUUAUUUCUCUGAGCUGCAGUGUUCUUAUUACUGGCCCAGGGAAGAGAAAAAGGGACUGGAUUUCUGAGGGCAGCCAGGAAAGGCUUGUUGUCUGCCCUCCAAAUAAUGGGCAUAUGCAGAAAAUAUGGCUUACCUAGAAAGAACCAGAAGCCCAAAACAUAAUUUAAUUCCACAUAUACCUCAAAAAUUCUCAAUUCCAUGUCCUCAUUAUGACAUUUCCAGCCUGCCACCACAGCCCAAAGUUGGCUUUUGUUGAUUUGGUUUGUAAGUGGUGUUUCCUCCCCUUCUCAGCCAAAGCUUCCCAAUUUCACCACCCAGAGGGCUAAUACAGUCAGAGACAGCAAUCUGCUUAGCUCCAGUUGGCCCAGUACAUCCACUGCAAGAAUGCCCUUUGUAAGAGUUAUAAGAGUACCAGAUACUUUUCGUGUGUAGCCUAUUUCUGUGAGUUGUGGAGAUUGGACUUGGGAACAGAUUUUCCAGGGAAUUACUGUUUCCACAUCCAAACCCUAAAAAAACAUUGAAGCUAACAGGACAGAUGGGUUGUGGAGGGAUCUCUUGCUUUCACAAAAGUAGGAAGCUGUAGAAAAAGCUGAAUGAGAAGGGCUGGGAGACAAAGAGGGCUAUGGGCAACAGGGAAGCUGUUGCUCAUCACUGGCAAGGCAACAUCUCCUGCACUGGGCAUCAAAUGCCCUUUUUGCCAGGAGGCACAUCACCUGGAAAUGAGCAGUCGGCCAAAUUUACUAUAUAGCCAAACAAAGUGUGGGAAUUUUCAGAUGGAGAAAAUCUGUCCCAGAGCAGAGCUGGGAGUUCUGCCAGUGGAAUGCAGCCUUCCACCUGCUUGGCACUGACUGGCUGCUUGUCCUUCAUUUUGGCCUGUAUUUUGUUCUUGGUCCUUGCCCUUGCAGUACUGGGAAGGGAGGCAACGCUCUACCUGUGUGCAGAUGAUAUGGAGCCAGCAGAGAAGCAGGGUAACAGGAAAGCUGCUGGUCCGAAGAGCUGACAAGCUGGAGGUGAAGGGCCCAGCCUAGAUGAUUCAACCUAUCUAAUCCAGUUGUUAGUUGCAGAAAUUCAGAGCAGCAUCAACAGGUCAAAAGAACCUCUUUGGAGAAGGAUCUGGAACUGCAAGCACAGCUUUUUUUGGACAAGUCCUAUAAAGGUAAACAGAGGAAAGUGGUUUCUUCUUCCAUCUGUUGCUUCACUCAAUGCUUGUCUGCUUGGAAAGCCAGCUCUAGAUCUUUGAGUCACAGCUCCCGUGAUUUCCUUCCCUUGGCUUUGCUUGAACCUGUGUGGAAAGUGCUCUGCCCCAUGAUUUACAAGUGGGUGGGAAGGAGCAAAAGCCCAGGGCCACAGCUUUUAAAAAUCCUCAUUUUUCUUGCCACAAAAUUAAAGUUUUGAUCUCCCAUUUUCCAGGAGACUGAGAGAUCAAUAUUCCCACUGUCUCCCUUUGACAGCUGUUGACACUGGGAAAUCAUUCUCAAAGAAGAUUAAUAGAUUUGCAGGAAGGAAAAAAGAAUCAGAGGAGCUGAUUAAGGAGUAUUAAAAUCCCCAAUUCUGCCUCACUGACAUUUGGGAGAGUGAUUGUGUUUAGACUUCCCACUAGUGGGAGAAGUCAAGGGGAUAAGGGAAAGGAUGACAGGAAUACACCAACAGCUGCACUGAAACUGGCUCACAAUACAGAGGGAAAGGUCACACUGUCCUGCCCUGAGGUAAAGCCCAUCUGAGUUCAUUGUGUAUUCCUGUUGCUCUAAGGAAGGGAGGAAAGUAUAUAAAAGUAACUGUCUGGAUAAGCUGAAUGGGUACCAACUAGAAUCUAGUUUGAGUAUCAUCUUCCAGGGCUUCCCAAUCUCUUCUUCUAUAUCUAAUGAGCAGCUCUUCACCAGCUCAUGUCAAAGCCCCUUCCUUUCCCCCCAAAUAUUGCUAGGAAACCACCGGUAUUGAAUUGAUGCUCAACAGGUCUGUGCUAUUUCAUUUGUUUCAAAAUACUUUUUGACUCCUCUUUUAAUAUUCAAUUUUGACUGGUGCUUUAUUUUAUCAGGAUUUCAAAGAGAAUGAGGUUUUGUACAAUAUAACUUUCUAAGGUAAGAAGUAUUAGUAUUCCUUAUAAGUAAAGGACUUCUUUAUAAAUAGGGAGUAGGUUUUAGAAUGCAUUUAAAAGACACCUAUUAGGAAAUUAUUGUUGUAGAGGUAAUUGGUAUCUCUGGUAGAUCUUCACUUUGAAGUACCAGUGUAGGGAAUUAGUGAGGUCCUGCAGAUAUUGAUGAAUUACAACUUUUAACAUCUCACACUUUUGAACCUGGUCCCUAAUUGUUGUAGUUCAACAUCUGUAUCACCAUUGGCCCAUUGCUUCUGAUAAACACAGGUAAGCAAACCUUUCCCUUGGAUAGUACACAAUGAGCUGCAUGGAUCGGGUUUCAUAAUGAAGAUGUGGGGUUCUGGGUGCACCUUGACUUGCUUCAAGCUUGAGAAAAAUGCCUUUAUGCAGAAGACAAGCAACGUAAUAUGAGAAAACCAGGGCAAGAUGCCAAAUUUUUAAGUUAACUCCCAAGAAAGAAGAGUGGAAGGAAAGCAGUUGCUAAUCACUUCAGCAAGAAAUCUCAUUGUGCUAUAAUAAAUAAAGGAUGAUCUAUAGAGGGCAGAAGGAAUCUCUGAUCCAUAGGGCAAUAAAAAUCUCCUUGUAAGACUUUGCCCUGUGUCUCAGGCCUUGCCUCUAGGUCUAGUGCAGUCCAUCUUCUACAUCCACCAUGGCCCCACCCCAGGAAUAGGUUAACGUUAGGGCUGUGCUUUGGAGCCAAAGCCAAAAAGAAGCUUCAUGGGAGGCCUGGGUGUUAUCACUGCCCCAGUUGCCGCCUCCUUGAAGAAGAUGUCCUCUGGUGUCAUUUUUGUUCCCCUCUAGCAUUUUCCUGCAAAUGGAGGCUCCAUUUUUUCCAGAUCAUCUGAAUGUUGUUCCAUUGGCUGUGUGAAGAAUUAAUCAACUGGCUUGUCACUCAAGUCUGACAUUCAUGCAAUUUCUGUUGCAACCAAUGGGUCAACAUUUGGAUGAUCUGGGGGGGGAGACCUUGCACUUGUGCAAAAACAUGGGGGAGACGGGAAUAGGAAAAUAUGCAUUAAACUAAGGGGUCUUAAGCUAAAGGAGAUUGUUUUAAAAAAUCUAGUUGCAGUUUAAGAGACAACUUCCAAAGGAAGAGAUUGGCUAUCAAACAUUGCUACUCCUGUUUCAAUAACAUUCUUCCAAGUUACAGUGAGACUUCAAAAUUGUUUCCAUAGAUCAGGUGAAAACUAUUUUAAAGCAUCUCUUAUUAUAGUGGGGAACCAUUUCUGGAGGGGUAGGAGUGCAGUUCCAGGAAAAGCAACUAGUUGCACCUGACCAAUAGUUACCCACCCAUUUUAGGAUCAGCUGUGUCCUGUCUCAAUUUGUCUAAUAGGAUUUCUUCUGUCAAUACAUACCUGUUUCCCAUUUCUUCUGUAAAGCCACAUCGUGAAAUUUAGCAGAAGAUACCUGGUGUAUCUGGAUUCAGCCCGUUCUUUGCUAUAAGAAUAUCUGUUCAUAAACUCAGAUUUUAUUACUCUAGGAAUUUUGUAUCAGUUCUAGGAGCUAAUGUCAGAUUUUGGAAGAUCCAACACUGCAGCACUGAUAAUGCUUAACCAAAUGGGUGGGAAAGUCUUCUGGUACAGUGUUAAAUAGCUAAAUAGCACAAGGUCCUCUCUCCUACAAUAAUAUGUGAAAGGUCUCAUGGAAGUAUGAAAGGUGUUCCAUCUAGAUGGAUGAUCAUUUUGAGAGAAUGGGAAGCUUUUCCAGGACAGUUCAUUUUAAUUGGCUUCCAAUUGGCAAUAAAAAGAACACUGCAGACUCCCACAAGCACAAAGCAUUACAAUUUUUCUUACUCUCUGUUUUACCAUCAGAGAAAAAGAUAACAUAUGAUUUGUUAUUGUAGAAAUUUAUCAUUCUAAACACUAUUUAGUUUUGUAACCCAAGCUCAUGCCACAACAUUUCAGGCAACAAAAACUUCCUAUAAACAGAAACCUAAAGAUGCAAUAAAUAGGGAGCCAAGAAAUAAACCUACAAGUUGGCUGGUGACAUUGCUAACAUUUUUUAGGAGAUGGGAGAAUAUUUUUAGUCACGUAUGUGCUACAUUUCCUUUAGAUGUCAGAAACAUCUCCCAAAAUAUUCUCAUUAAGUCGAAAGGCAUGGCUUUCUCCUGCUUUAAGUAUGUCUAUUUUGUCAUACAAUACCUGAUGAAUACAAGAGAUGAAGACCAUUAUCCAUCCAAAAUGUAAGGUAUAUUUGGCUUUGCAUAUUUUUAAUGUUGUCAGAUCCCAAAUUAAUUGAAACAGCAAGCAAGCAUUUGCCUACUACAAACUGAUUUCUGAUGACACCCAUCUUUGGAUAAAGGCUCAUGAAAUUAGAGGCUGAUCUGUUGGCUGUAUGCUAGGGAGUGGCCAGUUGGUACUUGAAGUGACAAAUGUGCAUGUAAUUAUUUUACAAAAAGAAAAACUCAGAGGGAAUAAUACAGUACUAAUAUGCUGGGUUAUUAGGUCUCUGUGCUUAAAAAAAAACCAAGAGAACAACCAGAGCAAAGCAAAUAAAUUCAGCAAUAUCUUAACUAUUUUUUUUAUAUUCUUUUUCUGUAAUGUAACUGUACAGUACUUCUUUAUGUACCCAGAGUUGUAGAUGGGACAGUCUAAAGUUUUGGCACUGUGUCCCUGUUUUCCUAAAAUGAGAGGUCCAAAAGUAGAGCGGAUGUCAACAUUUUCAGCUGUCGUUCAUAUAUUUCAGUCCCUACCUUUUGGAAUUAAAAAAAAUACCAUCCAGCCCACGAUUGCUGUGAGGAAUGUACUGUAGCAAUAACAUCUCUCCCCCCUCUCUCCUCCCCCCUUCCUCUCUCCCUUUCACUCCCUCCCCUCCAGUUGAAGAGAAUGGAACCAGGCUUCCCCAUUCCAGCCUGAAAGCCUCCUUUUGGGUAGCACAUUCCAUGCAUGGAGUACUUCCAAAUCCUCCCUGUUCAAAUCUCAAAUAAUUCCCAAGAUCCAGUCAAAGCAAAUCAUUUUAAGUCCUUUUGUUUUUAGUGGCAUAUAGUUUCCAUAUGGUUAAUUUCCCCAUUAAACUUUAAAAGAUCUUAGAGAAAAUUAGUCAUUACAAACAUUCAGGCAAGAAUUCAGAAGAGAGAGAGAGAGAGCUGGAAUGGAUAUUGAAAAGGAAUAAAUGGAAGGAAAGAGUAAUCUCUUUUCUUGUAUUCUGUUAAAUCAUAACACUCUCAACUGCUAUGCAGGACUUUAGCCACAAUUUUGCAUGAGUUUUUAGAUCUUUCAUGGAGUGUAACUCCCUCAGAUAGCAAUUAAGUGAAGAAAUAAUAGGAUGAUCACUUCCUUUCCAACAACUUUGUACACAACAUCCUACACACACAAUGCACACACACUAAAGUGUUAUGUUUUUUUUUUAAUACCUGGGGUCCUUUGAAGCUGUAAACUAUGUUAAUGAUGAUGCAGAAUUUAAUUGGCAGGAGAAAGCUUACCUAAUCCCAAGAGGACAGCCAUGGUGAACAGGAGGAGUCCAAAAUGUAUGGACUAGAAGGCAAAUGGAGAGCAAAUGCCACUGUCAUAUCCCGAAUAUCAGGAUUUAGAAUACUCUUCACCUUAUAUCUCUCUGCCUAAUUUUAUCCUUUUGUUGGUCUGGUGAAUAAUUCCCAAAAACACUGGGUUUGUGUGACCUACCAUUUUGUUUCCUAGAAAUAUUUAUGGGAUCUACUUAAGGUCUAGAAAUUUCCCUGAAGAUCCCAUGGAUACCAAACAGCUAGUAACCAAUGUUUUGUUUUUCAUAUGUUUUUAAUAUCUCAUUAAGUUGGUGUACCAAAACUGGUGUACUAGAAGUGAUAUUGGAAGGGAUCAAUACUUUGGGAUCACUUUUUUUAGUUUUGCUCCUUGGAAAGUCAGUUUUAAGUUUGUGGGGAAUAUGAAAGGCAGUUUGUGAUAAAGGUAGAGUUACUGUUAAUGAGAGGGCACAUCCACUCCCCCUCAAUACAGACAAAGCUUGCCUGCUGCUAAAAUAACUCUGGCUUAUUAAACAUGAGGCCAAAUUUAUUUCAUAUUGGCUUCUUUCCCAUGCUCAGAAUGUAGAAUUGCAAAAGUUUGUAGUCCUUGUACUAUACAUUCAGCUGGCCACCUUGAGUAAUGUUUGUGCAAAAGAGCGAUUUGGGAAAAAGAAUCAAUGUCUUGGUAGAGCUCUUUGGGCAGGGGACUACACAGCAACUGGGUGUUAGUGGAUGCAGGUGUUUAAUGCAUAAUCUGUGUGAAGCCGAAACAGCCAAUAACUUACCUCAUCCCCCCCCCUGCCAAAAAAAAACCCUCUUCAAAAUUCAGUAUUUUAAAAAAGAGUUGGGUUGCCACAAUUUCCCCUCCAGCAAUAGGUGCUGCAAGACUCAUCCAUCACACUUCAUUUGAGGAUAAAGACCUCCUUUGACCGUUCAAUGCUCUGCAAAUAUGGGUUUCUGAGUCUUAGAUCUCUUUCAUCGUGGUAGCUGGGACUCAUUUCCGGUGGUCAACCAAUCCCGCCUAAGUAGCACAAGCACAGAGGUAAAGGCAAAAGCACAGACUUCAGACAGUGACUUCUCUGUCCUUCUAUGAGAUUUUACUUCUACAGUGAAUCCAUUGAGAAAUAUUUCUUCAGUGGACUGAAAGCAUGGGGGAGGGAGGGGUUGAGCACGUGCACAUGUGUGCGUUUCCUGUGACAGAAAUCUCUGAAGAAAUUGUCCUUGCAGCCUUCUUUUGUAAAAGGCCAAAUUUGUUAUACUGGGGGGGGGGGAGGGGAGGUUUCUGCAAAUGAAAAAACCUUUGUACUUUGCACAUGUCAGAAACAAGGUUUUUGUUACACAUGAAUGUUAACAUAUUAUUUAGAAAAUGUCAAUGGUUGUUAUGAGUGCAAAUGACCGACAGUGACAGUGUUCUCAUCCUUUAAAUAAAAUAACCAUUAGUGUAA